Messenger RNA from Hansenula ciferrii, 477 nucleotides. Its product is annotated as Cnl2/NKP2 family protein. Bases 1 to 477 code for a protein of 158 amino acids. The record is from RefSeq and is a predicted model, not a curated record. Gene Ontology annotation, cellular component: kinetochore. NCBI's taxonomy places the organism in Eukaryota, Fungi, Ascomycota, Saccharomycetes, Phaffomycetales, Wickerhamomycetaceae. The transcript has a single exon.
AUGACUUCGCUCACGGAAAUGGAGCUCUUGAAGGAGUUCUUGGUUGAUCGAACAAAUUUUAAAGAAUGCAUCAGUUUUGCCAGAUUUAAAAAGAUGUUCCCUAAAGGGAUCUCUGAGAUUGCAGUUAAAAAUGUUUACAAACACUUAAAGAGAAUAAACCACAGAAAUAGACAAAACCUUGAAAAUGUGAUUACCCAAGAUAAGUCAAAUUCAAAUCUUAAUAAGGUGCCAUCAAGCCUAUUUAGCCAAACAGAAGACAUAGAGAAAGUUAUCAAAAAUUUAAAUGAUCUUGACAGUAUAAUUGACGUUGAACUGCAAAGAAUUACGAAAGAACGCGAAGAGGAGCUUUUGAAGCUCAAAUCAAUUACCAAUAAUCUUAAUGAACAAAACAUAGAAAAUGAUACAUCUGAAGAAUUCAGUGGGAGUUCUACGAUUGGUGAUAUAAGCAAUGAAUUACAAAUUUUACUAAAAGAAUGA